AUGUCAUUCCGGACCCUGAUGGCUCUAGCAGCUGAAUACGACCUUGAGCUUGACCAGAUGGACGCGAUCAACGCAUUUGUAAACUGCCCUCUUGAGGAAGAAGAAGUUGUCUUUAUGAAGAUGCCACCUGGCUUUGAGAGGAGGGUAAAGUUCUACGGCUACGAAAAGCCCUCUAUGGACUUCGCCGAACCAUGCGUCAUGAUGAAAGGAGCCGUCAUUGUCUUCUUCUAUGUCGACGACAUCAUCUGGGCCUAUCGAAAAAGGGAUCAGCAAGUCGCUACGGAAGCUAAAUCCGGCCUGCAGCAACGAUACAAGAUGAGCAUACUAGGGAACCUAAAUGCCUAUAUCGACAAGAUUGCGCAUAAGUAUGUUCCUGACAAACUAGGCAUAAAGCUUCCUAGCACCCUGAUGGCCACCAACGAAGAGCUCCUUUCAGAACCGAUCCAAGCAAGAGACCAAGACAAGCAUAGCUACCUUCAGAAGCAGAAGCUAGCGGAAUUCCUUCGGCUGAUUGGGCUUGAAGAGAUUGGUGAAAGGUUGAGACUGGAGGCUAGGCUGGAGGCGCUGAAGGACAAGAUCAAGGACUGUAGGGAACACCGAAUGAGGCCGUCUCACGACCUACACGAACACUAG
Hirsutella rhossiliensis is the source of this 633-nucleotide messenger RNA. Its product is annotated as reverse transcriptase (RNA-dependent DNA polymerase) domain-containing protein. The record is from RefSeq and is a predicted model, not a curated record. The transcript has 4 exons. NCBI's taxonomy places the organism in Eukaryota, Fungi, Ascomycota, Sordariomycetes, Hypocreales, Ophiocordycipitaceae. The coding region runs from base 1 to 633 and encodes 210 amino acids.